AUGAUUUGUCAUUGUGGUCUAUUGGAGUUUCCUGCGGUUGGGGAUAGCCUAUCUUGGCGUGGCUGGCGGGAUAAGAAACCGAUCCGCUGUCGCCUUGAUAGAGCUUUGGCAAAAGAGAAGCUACAUGAUAUCUUUAGCAAUGCGUUCACGGAAUAUUUACCUAUGAUAGCUUCAGAUCAUAAACCGGUACUAGCUUCUCUUGAGGACAAAGUCCGGAGAGGGAAAAGUUGUUUCCGGUUUGAUAGACGGUGGCAUGAUAAAGAAGGGUUAUUUGGUGCUAUCUCAGAAGGUUGGGACUCUGGGAUAGAGACUCCAUCGGGGGAUUUUAUGGACAAGAUUAUAAAUUGUCGCUAG
Molecule: messenger RNA, 354 nt
Organism: Camelina sativa (false flax)
Lineage: Eukaryota; Viridiplantae; Streptophyta; Magnoliopsida; Brassicales; Brassicaceae
Source: RefSeq, a predicted model, not a curated record